UCCGGGGUCAUUCACGUGUUUUUUUCCCAAAGAAAUGGGUGAUAAUUUCUACUUCGUGGGCCUUGAUGAUAUUGGCGAUAAAUUCGACUCAUUUUCAGAUCAGAAUUCAAUCAUAAUAUCACUAUUAUUGUUAAAAUCAGUAACACAAUGGAUAGAAACUCUCUUUCGCGCUUUCAUAUUGCCAAAGUGACAAACAAUAACAACUUCACUCUCAGGCGACAUCGUGCGAAUUCGGUGAGCAAGACUGGGCGAAACGGCUUUUAUUUCCUCCCUUCGUGAAAAUGGCUUUCCGAAUCCUUUUCGAAUCGAAUCAGUGAAUCUCGAAUCCAUCCUCGGUUACGUAGAAUUCGGAUCAUGAGUCCUGCAUCGCUAAUCUUCGGCUCUUUGAUAAGCCAACAGCGUAAUCCUUUGGUGUAUCUGGACAUGCAAGAAGACGAAUUCUACAAUCAAGUGGAUACUUAUAGUCAUCUUUUCCUCUCAGUUUCUCAUCUGCAGUCUAUGUUAUCCUGUUCUUAUAAUUUACAACAUAGAGAGAUAUUCGUGCAUCCCAGGCAUAGUGUCCAAGGAAGCUGCUAUGGUUUUAAUCGUAAUAACACAAUAUCUCCUUGUUGUGAUAUUAACAGGCUUAACUACCCUGUCUAUAUUAAGGGCUACAGCGCUGUGGUCGCCGACGAAAUACGGAGUAAAUAGAAGGGUGUCAGUAGCUGCAGGUAUUGCGGUCUUCGGGUAUCCCUUUCUGGUCGUGCUGGUAACUAGAGGUACUGGUUUUCAUUGGUGUGACUGUGAACGCGUAAGAGAAAGGGGUAAUACUAUAAGUGGGCUGCUGACGUAUGUGAGAUCUCGGGCAGCUGAAUUUAGGAAAUUUCGUCCCUACAGAUAUUAGAUUUUACAGCAACGAAUUUCAAUGCGAAUAAAACGGCUCUAACUCGGAAGUAAACUUUGAUUGCUUGCUGGUGAUCUUAGGAGCCUUAUUGAAUCUUCUGAAGGUAAGAUUAACUAAAUAGUCUUUGUACACACAAACAUACACAUACACGCACCCAAGAGUAUUACCCAGCU
Molecule: messenger RNA, 1056 nt
Organism: Penaeus chinensis
Lineage: Eukaryota; Metazoa; Arthropoda; Malacostraca; Decapoda; Penaeidae
Exons: 3
Coding region: 355-690 (111 amino acids)
Source: RefSeq, a predicted model, not a curated record